Molecule: messenger RNA, 2761 nt
Organism: Colletes gigas
Lineage: Eukaryota; Metazoa; Arthropoda; Insecta; Hymenoptera; Colletidae
Gene: BtbVII
Product: longitudinals lacking protein, isoforms H/M/V
Exons: 6
Coding region: 384-1997 (537 amino acids)
Biological process (GO): regulation of transcription by RNA polymerase II
Cellular component (GO): nucleus
Molecular function (GO): protein binding; DNA binding
Source: RefSeq, a predicted model, not a curated record
AUUUUCUAAGAACGCACGUUGAUAAGAUCUUGUAUUUGUCGGUUGCACGAGAAAUUCGUCGCGAUAGGUCAAAACACACGUCGGCACGAUUUUCGGUGAGGUUUGCCGCGCGCCAUUCUAGCCUCGUAAUUUUUCGCCUAUGACGUCAUUUGUGAAUUACACAAGCGUCACCGCUCAGUCUGUUGUGGAAAAUUUCGUCGAAUCCAUGGCAGCGCGAACCGAGCUCUGUUUUUCCAAAUAAAAAGAAAAGAGCGAAUCGACGAAUUUUUAAGCUACGUGGUGUCAACCGGACGGGCCCCUAUUGACAGUGCUUUAUCCCGUGGAAACCACGUCCGAACGAAGUACACUUGCCCUGUUUGGUAGUAAUUUGACAGUCUGUCAAAAUGUCAAUGCAACAGUUUUGUUUGCGGUGGAACAAUCAUCAACCGAACUUCAUUUCGGUUUUCUCAAAUUUGUUGAACAAUGAGACUCUGGUAGAUGUGACACUGGCUGCAGAGGGCAGACACCUUCAAGCGCACAAAGUUGUAUUGUCCGCAUGCAGUACAUACUUCCAGUCAUUGUUUACCGUGAAUCCCUGUCAACAUCCAAUUGUCAUACUGAAGGAUGUCAAAUUCUCUGAUCUAAAAAUCAUGGUUGACUUUAUGUAUUAUGGCGAGGUAAACAUAUCACAGGAUCAGUUGCCAUCGAUCAUAAAGACUGCAGAAAGUUUGAAGAUAAAAGGACUGGCAGAAAUGCAUACUGCUUCUCUGACCAAGUGGCCGAGUAGUAGCAGCGAACCUGGAGGAGGGGAUCGUGGUGAAUCUUGUUCACCCAGCCCAUCUCCGUUAUCACCAUCCUUUCGCAGAAAAAGAUUAAGGAAGUCAUCUACAGGAUCAACAUCCGGAUCUGGCGAUAAACCGGAAGAAAUUAACGAAAUCACUUUAGUUGCUACAAAUAUUGUAAAACCAGAACCAUUAAUAGUUUCGCAAGAUGGUGGUGAAAAUCUUAGGAGACCCGUGAACACGAGUACCGAAUCCCAGGGCAGCAUCGACGAAGAUCAAAUAUCAAUUAUGAGCAAUAUGGAGAACAGUUCCGCGACAACACCGGCACAGAGCGACGGUUCAAUACAAGAUGUGAGUCAACAAACGGGCGGUAACGUGGCGCAGAGUUCAGUGUCUUCGCAACCACCUGCGCAUCAAGCCGUAUGCAGGCAAACAAUAGGUACCAAAAGGUGCAGACUCCUGACCCGUCAGCCACGCGUGAAGAAGGAACCGAAUCACCUGUCCCCGGACAGCGAGAUGUCCUCGCCUCACAUCGUCCCGUUGCCCAUACACGUCGCGACGCCGACGCUGAACCUACCCCAGACGUCCAGAAGCUGGGAAGAGUCGCGGAUCGCGUCGCCGCCGCAGCCACAGCCGAUUCUGGUGAACCAGCCAAGUCUGUUAACGGUGACCACAUCGACAAACCUGUUGACCGUGCCUCAACCCUCCUACCUGACGAAGCAACACUCUCACCCGCUCUUGUCUAGUCAGCAACAGUCCACCAGUGGCAACUACCUGAUCCACAGGCAGCACUCGAACCCAGAGUUCCCUGGCAGAACGACCAGUCCGUCGAUCGUCGUCGAGCCGGCGCCUCUCAUCAAAACCGAAGAGGAUAUCGCGGAGGAAUCCGGGUCAGCCACCACCGAGACCACCGCUGCCCUAGCGCCCGAGCUCAGAGUGAAAACUACCGAGCUCAGACGCAGCUCCUCGUCCCCUCAAACGACGAGCAGGGAAGCCAGAGAAAGCACAGGUGAUCAGCGUCUGGGCCACUGUCCAGUGUUGCGUCCAGGUCCCGCCUUGGGCUGCAAUCAUUGCUGGAACACGAUAGACGCCCACAACAGGAUACUCCGAAGGAAAACGAAGUACCACUGUCCGGAAUGCCAGAUCAAUCUCUGCAUCGUGCCAUGCUUUCAGGAGUACCACGAGCAACGCCGCGAGCUGAAGCUCAAGUCUCUGCCAAAAACUGGCUCCGUCUAAUGCGUCUCUAUUCAGCGCCUUGUCGCACAGGUCGCAACACGCUUUUCUCACACGUGAAACUGCGCAAAAUGCAGUCACUCUCACAGAAUCGAUUUUUCUGAACACUCUUAGGAGCUUCGCAGUUCGUUGAUCGAGAGAUAGUUUCCGAAGUGAAUUGUCGUUUGCCUUAUCGAAUGAUAUUUUGCGGGGAAGAUGAUUUGACUGGAUAACGAAAGUUCCUAAGGAUGUUAGUACGGCGACUCCAGCGACGAAUUGUUAUAGUUGUUGAACGCAGCCGUAACUAGGCGCAGAGAACUCGGGAUGAAUAUUUGUGAACUUGGCGAAUUCUGUAGCCAUUGUUCCCUUCGUCGCGCUUUGGGCGAUGCUCGUUUAGUAAAGUAUUGCUUGCAAGUAAUUGAUAAAAUAACUUUCUGACGACGAAAAGAAUUGUUGAGCGUGAGUGAUCGAUGAAUCUUGGAUCUAUUAAUUUUCUGCAGUUUGUGUGCGUGUGUCUUUUUCUUGAGUGAAGCGGGAAACUUUAGUCUUUUUAAACGAUAUCUUCUAUAUCUUUGUUGAACACAAUACACUUUUUAGUUAUUCCUCAAGUCAUUGUUUAAAAUUUUUUAGUAUCUUCUGUGUUUCAAGAAUAGCUCGUCGUCGAAAACAUAUGCAUUAAUAACGUAAGUGAAGGAGUAUUUCCUAUUUCUAAACCCGCGUUGACUCACACUAAUGCACUGGUGUUUUUGAUCAAGUGCUACUCUCGAAUGAAUUAAUAUUUUAACAUU